UCAAAAUCCCGCCCCGAGAAGGACUGGGAGCGAGAAGCGAGAGUCUAGCUGUACGCCUGCGUGCUGAGGUCGGACGGCUGAAGGCGCGCGGUGAGCCCCUCGCAGCCCCGCAAACCACGCGAUAUUUCCUCCGGGGCUCCGCGGCGGUGAGUGACGAGCGCCGGCGGUCGAUCUCGGACCCUGGGACUGGGGAUCCUGUAGCUGGGUGCAGCGUCCAGGAAUUACUGUAUACGGAAAUCUUGUGAGAUCUCUGUGUGAACAAGGCGAUGAUUGUACAAAGAGUGGUACUGAAUUCCCGACCUGGAAAAAAUGGUAAUCCGGUGGCAGAAAAUUUCCGAGUAGAAGAAGUAAACUUACCAGAUAAUAUCAAUGAAGGACAAGUACAAGUCAGAACCCUUUAUCUUUCUGUGGAUCCUUACAUGCGCUGUAAAAUGAACGAGGACACGGGAAGUGAUUAUUUGGCGCCUUGGCAGCUCUCUCAAGUGGUUGACGGUGGAGGUGUUGGGAUUGUAGAAGAAAGCAGACACUCGCAUUUUACUAAAGGGGAUUUUGUGACUUCUUUCUAUUGGCCCUGGCAAACCAAGGUUAUUCUGGAUGGAAAUAGCCUAGAAAAGGUAGACCCACGACUUGUGGACGGACACCUUUCAUACUUUCUUGGAGCUAUCGGUUUAUGCGGUUUGACGUCCUUGAUUGGGAUACAGGAGAAAGGUCACAUAACUGCUGGCUCUAAUCAGACAAUGGUUGUUAGUGGGGCCGCUGGUGCUUGUGGAUCCCUGGCCGGGCAGAUUGGCCACUUGUUGGGCUGUUCCAGAGUGGUGGGAAUUUGUGGAACACAGGAGAAGUGCCUCCUUUUGACCACAGAACUGGGCUUCGAUGGUGCAAUUAAUUAUAAAAAAGAGAACGUGGCAGAACAGCUUCGUGAAUUAUGCCCAGCUGGCGUGGAUAUUUACUUUGACAACGUUGGCGGUGACAUAAGUAAUACAGUGAUAAGUCAGAUGAAUCAGAACAGCCACAUCAUCCUGUGUGGUCAGAUUUCUCAAUACAACAAAGAUGUGCCUUAUCCCCCUCCGCUACCUCCUGCUGUGGAAGCAAUCCAGAAAGAAAGAAACAUCACAAGAGAAAGAUUUAUGGUGCUCAACUAUAAGGACAAAUUUGAGUCUGGUAUUCUACAGCUGAGUCAGUGGUUUAAAGAAGGAAAACUAAAGGUCAAAGAAACUAUGAUAAAUGGAUUAGAAAACAUGGGAGCUGCAUUCCAGUCCAUGAUGGCAGGGGGUAAUAUUGGAAAGCAGAUAGUUUGCAUUUCAGAAGAAGCCUCUUUGCCAUCCCUAUAAGCCUCUUCAUUAAGAGAAUACAGAUUUCUUUCCAUUUUUCACAAAGAUUUUCAAGAUACAUUAAAAAAAGCCUUAGAGUACAGAUAACUUUUGAUUUAAAAGUAGGUGACUAUUUUCUUAGUUGCAGAACAUAAUUCUUUCGUGUAUCUUCAAUAUUAUAUAUGUACACUAUAUCCAACAUAUUACUUAUAUUAAUAGAUUGAAGUCAGCAUGAUCUAUUUUUCUUUUAUUAAAACUAUUAAUAUAUUUUAAUCAUAUUUUGAAACCACUGGAGAUUUGAUCCAACUCUUUGUUAAUGGAUCAUACAAACAUAUUUUUCAAAUUAACUUUUAUUGUAAAUGGAAUGGUUGAGAAGGCACUUAGUUAAAUAUUUGUAGAACUAGAAAUGUUUUACAUAAGUUUUGAACUGAAACUUGGCAUAAGAAGAGAAUUAGGAUGGCUUUUCCACAUUGUAGAUGGAAAACGGACUUAAUGGCGGGGUGUUUGGGUAGGGGUUUGGGGGAAUUCAGAACUGUGGACAGCUUUGGGGCCAGGAGAGCAGAGGCUUUGUGUUGGGAGUGGUAUGAGAAGAUAAGGAGAGGCUGGUUGGGUUGAUGGAGAGACUACAUUGACUGCAGAAGAUGAUCUGUCUGUGUUAUGCCAAAUAGUUUACUGUCUAGCCUAAAAACCCAAAUAUUUAUUGAUAAAAGCAUAUGUUUAUUUUAGGUUAGCAGGCAUGUACUGUCAAAUAGUUGUCAAGAUUUCCAGGGCAAAUAGAUAUAAACAUGACUUGGAGUUUUAGGUGAUUAAAAGAUUAAGACAACAAAGACAGCUUCAGAAAAUGUCAGGACUGAAUGGGCAAAUUAACAAAUGGUUAUAAACAUGAAUGCUCAAGACCUACUAAUGUACCUCUGCAU
This is a messenger RNA of Phyllostomus discolor (pale spear-nosed bat), 2227 nucleotides long. It is a transcript of the gene PTGR2, whose product is annotated as prostaglandin reductase 2. The record is from RefSeq and is a predicted model, not a curated record. Gene Ontology annotation, molecular function: 15-oxoprostaglandin 13-reductase [NAD(P)+] activity. The coding region runs from base 267 to 1331 and encodes 354 amino acids. The transcript has 11 exons. Gene Ontology annotation, biological process: prostaglandin metabolic process. NCBI's taxonomy places the organism in Eukaryota, Metazoa, Chordata, Mammalia, Chiroptera, Phyllostomidae.